Messenger RNA from Megachile rotundata (alfalfa leafcutting bee), 3429 nucleotides. Its product is annotated as protein charybde. Gene Ontology annotation, cellular component: cytoplasm. The record is from RefSeq and is a predicted model, not a curated record. Lineage: Eukaryota; Metazoa; Arthropoda; Insecta; Hymenoptera; Megachilidae. Gene Ontology annotation, biological process: negative regulation of signal transduction; regulation of TOR signaling; apoptotic process.
GGGAAAAAUCGGAGGAGAGGAGGCUAUCGGUAUAAAACUCGCGUCAUCGUCGCCGGCUAAUCAGUUGUUCGAAGAAAAAGUGUAACGAAGUAUGUUUUUGCUGGAUGUAACGUUAGUCAAAGUGAAAGUACAAUUAUAAUAAAAAGGAUUAUUUGUAUUUGUGAAGUAACUGAACGAGAUCAUCGUAAAAUUUAUUAUUAUCAAAUAUAAUAGGAAAUAACCGUAGGGUAUAUUCGGAACGUCGAAGAAAUAGUACGUGUACCGUGUUCUGUUUCAAGAAGGUCGUUGUAAAAUUAAUUGAGUCUCUCUCUUUCUCUCUCCCUGCGCGUGUGUGCGUGUACGUGCGUGUAUAUGUGUUGUGUGAAACAUUUUUCGAACAAUGGAAGUUUUACCGUGUCCUGUAAACGUGGAUUUCAGCAAUACAAGAGCUGAGACAGUGGCCGAUGAAUUCGAUGGAGCUUGCCAGGCUUUAGCGAAGCGACUCGAAGUCGAAUUGAGAAGAGCCAAACACGCUCAACUAACGUGCGGAGAAGUUUUGCUACCUGCCGACCUUUUACCUAGGAUAGCUAAGGAUGUUCUCAGUAUGGCCGAUAACGAACCAUGCGGUCUUAGAGGUUGUACACUAUUUAUCAGUUUCGAGACGGACAGCGUGUGUCGUAAAUUGUCGAAAAUACAGUGUGAUCCUAACGCGGUGUCCACCUUCGAACUUUAUCUGACGUUAAAACAAGAUCAUACAGCUUGGCAUAUUUUAUUACCUCAAUUCUUAAAAAACCUUAGGCGAGGAGGUACCAUCAUGAUUAGUAGAGACUUCACUUUGGAAAAGAAGAAGUUGUAUAGAUCAUAUCAACAAACGCAAUGAAGAGAAAACAAUUUCAAGAGUCGUUCGACCAUUUUGUUAGACGCGAAUAUUUUAAUCUCGUUCAACUUGGUAAAUCCGAAGAUGGUUUUUCUCCGUACGCGUAAACCAGGCCAACUUUUCACGAGCGUAUAGUUUAUAUCUAUUUAGUCUGCGAUUAUUCAACGUGAAAGAGACAAAUAUGUAUACGUAGACGGUAAGAAGAAGAGGAAGAAAAAGAAGAAUAAGAAUAAGGUAGAAGGGAGAGAACGCGAGAAUAGAAAAUGAACGAUAUUGCGUUCUGUCGAUUUGUAAUCGUUUGAAAAAGUUAGCGUGAAUUGGCUGUGUUUUUAGCUAAAAAUGCAAUUCAUUCGGUGAAAUGAAAAUGUGAUAAUAAUAAAAUAAAAAGAAAUCGAAACACAUUUCUUUACGCGAUUCUUAGAUUUUAUACGCUUACUUAUACAGUAUAAUAGAAGUAAGAUCGGUAUAACGCUAUAACUUUACGUUGGAAAACAAUAUCGAUUCGAAUUAUUCGCGAUUAUCUUAAACGAAUACAUAUCCAGUUGGUAGACGAGAAGUUUGUCAAAGUAUUUCCUUAGACAAUCGCCGUACAUUCUCGAAGGUGGUUUUAAUAAAUUGCUAUCGGCAAUUGACGAGCGCGGUGUGUACGAUCGUGACAGUCGUGUAGAUUUCUAAGAUCGCGCGAAGAAAUGUUUGCUCGUAAAGAAAGAAAAUUGUAUCUUCGUUCAACGAAGAAGAGAGGAUGACUCGUUUACAAGACUCGUGUAAUAUAUUUUUCGUGAUAAUCUAACGAUAUGCUAAAAUUAAAGUCAAGUUUUGUUUAUCAGCAUUAGAAGUAUAGAUACGCUACAGUUUUUUAUUUUAGACAUACAAAUAGAUAAUUCGAUCACUCUUAUCUAGUACUGUUUUAUAUAUACAUAUAUUACUGAUAUCGAUUAUCCAUUGAUAGAUAGGUAUUUUUAAAGUACUACGUUUCAAUGUUUCGAUACAUUGUAUUGUUAAGAAGAAAUCUCACGAUAGUUUAGACAUCGAUUGCCGAUGAUGUGAUAUUAAUAGAAAAAAUUGUGAUUAACGUAAUGCACGGAUCAUCGUGCAAUACUACUAAAAGUUCGGCCAUGCGCGUCAAGAUUUUCUUACACCGACACCAUUGGAAAAUAUCGUUUAACUUAAAUUAACUGACAUUUUGUUGCUGCAUUAUUUAAAUGAAUUAUUGAAAAUGAAUUACCGAAUAUUUUCGAUAUUCUAGGAAACAUAAUUAUGUUUUCUCCAUAGAAGAAAAAGUUGCUUGAAAUGACGGUAUUCAAGAACAACUCGUGAUAUAUAUGUAAUAAAAUCGAAAAUAAUACGUAGCCGAUGUGAUGCGUGCGCGUGUAUUUGUUUGUCUUUCUUUGUACGGCUAUGUGUGCGUGAGUGCGUGAGUGCGUGGUUGCAUGUGUGCAUAUGCGUACGCGUGCACGUGCGGGCAUAUAAAUAUAGAUACAAAUAUAAAUGGAAUUUAUAAGACUGAUCAGUACUAAAAUUUUCCAAAUUGAAUUUUCAAAGCAGAACAAUUAUUCGUCGAUGAAGACUCGAAACGACAAAUAAGAAAACUUGCAAAACUUGCGUUGCGUUUUGCGAAUUAAAAGUUGUGGAAUAGAAUGUUCUUCCUGGUCUCUUUGAAAAUAAUAGGAAAAUGGAGGGAAAGAAAGAAAGAAAGAAAGAAAACGAUUAAAGGAAAAGGAAAUGUGCGGUGGUCGUGUUAUAACAUAGAAAUAAGAUAUAAGACAAAUAUUGUUACACGUAUUUUGUACUUUUUUAACCCAUUCGCAUCAAAUGACGGAUGUACUGGCCAUUUUCAUGAACGAGCUGACGAUAUAUCACAGUUUUACUCGUUAUUCUAACAAUAACGAGCAACGUAUCGAUAAUUUCCAUAAACGUACGCGGUUGCGUGUUUUUCAUUCCGACUCGAAUGAAAUAAAUAUCAACGAUAAACGUCGAAAAGUUGUAAUUUAUUGUAACAAAUGACGAUAGUAGUUACCGUGAAAAAGUUUUUAAUAUAAAUUACGUAUACGAGAAAGAAACGAACGUAACGUUUUAUCGUAAUUUCAGACACGUUAUAACAUUCGAUUCGAUAGAGAUUCCAGGGCAAAUGGACAAGCGUUAAGUUUCUUGACAUUUCACAGUUUGGGCCUAUUCGUGCGAGACUGAUGCAGUUGCGAAUGGGUUAAACGAUUAGAAAUAACGAAAAGACAUUAGAAACAUAACAUAUAGGGUAUUUAAUUACUUUUUCUUUUAUACACGAUAUCAUUGUUUAACAUAUUGUGCUUCUUCAGAUCGCUUCUAAACUUUCACGACGAAUGUUCUUCUGUAUUUUUCAUUAAAUAGUCGCUUAUCGUAUUUUCAUUCGCGUACAUAUUUGAUUAGUUUGUUCGUUCGUUCGAGUUCGUGAUAACGAAAGAAUUAUCGUGAUAGUUUCGAACAUCGAUAAGUACCUUCUAUCCAUUAUCAAAAAUUUCCAAUAGAUUGUUUUCGUUUUUCUUCAGUGGAUUACGAUUUUCACAAUUCAUUUGUGAUUUUAUUGACAAAACAAAAAA